CGCUCGUCCUUGAUCCUUGUGCGGCGUGUCUCUUGCUCGGUUUUUCGUUCUUCUUUUAGGUUUGCAGUGAACCCAGCAGUUUUGUACAUAAAGAAAUCCCCUUGAACAGACAAUCCGCCUCUAGUGUCUGCCUGCAUGAGCAUCCUGUUUUCGUCGUAGCGACUGCCACUGUGUAUCAGGCCACACCAGAGCUGUCCAGGCGGUCCCUUCGUGUGCACAAUAAUGCGAAGCGCAAAGCUUCAGGCAGCGCUGGUAAAACGACGCGAGGCAGAGCAGAUCAAAUUCCAGAAAUCGGCGGCCGUUGAACGAUAUUACGAUCAGUGGGGACGCAUUACGAGCCGGUUUGAAUCAUGGACGACCCCGCAGUACUAUCGCGAAGCGGAGGAAGCACUCCGGAAGCGCGAAGAUGAAAAGCGAAAAGAGGAAGCGCUGCUGGCGAGACGGGAACGUCUUAAAACGCUGCUGACGGAGGAAAAUGAGUCACUGGAAAAGGAAAUGGAAGAGCGUUCGCGGCCCAAACCAAAGGUACUAGCUACAGAGAUUUUAGAAGGUGUACGGUCCCGUUUAAGGGAUACGGAAGAGGCCAAGAAGCGGCUCGAUCUCGAGGCAAAUCUGUACAGCAAAUGGAGGGGUGGAAUAAAUCGAGAUGAUAUUAUACUAGAUGCACGAAGCUCCCACCAGGCCAUGGCCAAGCUAAACUGGAUCGACCGGCAGGUCGAGCUCCAGAUACAGGAUGAGAACAAUCGGCGCGAGCAGCAGGAACGUGAAUUGCGACUUCACGAGGAGGUUCGACGACGCGAGGAGCUACUGCUGGAGAAGAGUCGGGCACGGGAACAGGAAAUUAAGGAGCUCCGCAGCAUGCAGGAAGUGCACAUGGGUGAGUUAAAGUCGCGCGAGCACGAAACAAACGAGUUGAAGCUGUACGAGGUGCGCUUGAAGACGAAAAAGGAGGAGAUGGCCAAAGAGCUGGAAUCGUUGCGUGUCUAUAACGAUCGCAGGCGUGAUCGUGUGGUAGCGAUGCAUAACCUGCGGCGCAUUAAGAUGUUGCUGCGAGAGCGCUCGGAAGCGGUUCGCAAUGAUUUGCGGCACGAUCUGCAACUGUUGCAACGGAUCAGCAUCGACAAUCCGGCGGCGGGCGAUAGCGCGGAUGGGAUCGAGUAUCUGCGGCGCAAGUUUCAGCUACAGCUCGAGCUGGAGAUCGAACAGCAGACGGCGAUCGAGAACAUGUACGAGUCGGAAGCGAAGCACAACCUAGCCAAGUGGGAAGACAAGUGGAACAGUGAGGCCGUCAUACGGGAGCAACAGUUGCGGUGCUUGCUCGAAGAUCGGUUGAUGGAUUUCGAGACAAAGCUGAUCGAUUGUACCAAGCGGCAACGCGAAUUGAUCGAGGUGCGCGAGCAGCACAUCAAGGCAAUCGAAAGUGCCAACCAACGGCUGAAGGAGCUAAUGUCGGACAAAUCACGCGACGAGUACGAAACCUCGGCCAACAGUGCACAGAUGCGGGAUCUGCUCGUACAACGUGACAAUAAUUUGAAACGGCCAUCCACUCAGAGCUCCACCAGAAGUAGCACCUUCAGCAGCAUCUUUCCUUUCGAUGAUAAUUUCAAGGAGCUCAACAUCAGUCAAAGUAGGACGAUCGAGCGAGGUAAACCAGAUGGGCCGGAAGUUCUCGCUGUACCGCGGUUUGGUCGAAAGAAAGUAGCCUGGUGCUAGAAACAAUAUAAUCGCGUGAGCUUAUGAUUCAUAGAAGUCCGUCCAUUUUUAGUCACGUUUUGACGACACUUUUACGUGAGGUUUAUGUGUUUCUCUAGUGAAAAGCCUUGAAUAAUUGUGUGAUUUUUGU
Messenger RNA from Anopheles aquasalis, 1843 nucleotides. Its product is annotated as trichohyalin. The record is from RefSeq and is a predicted model, not a curated record. Gene Ontology annotation, cellular component: keratin filament. Lineage: Eukaryota; Metazoa; Arthropoda; Insecta; Diptera; Culicidae. Gene Ontology annotation, biological process: apoptotic process.